AUGGAAGGACUGAUUCCAUCCAUUACUCUCUCACAGCAAGUCAAAGAUAUCAUGACACACAGCAUGCAAUAUGCUGUCAUUGUGAAGCUGCUCGGGCAAUAUGUAAGACAAGACGUCUUAUGUGGGAAAAUAGGGGCCGUGGGUAGUCUUAGGGCACUACCUCACAGUGCAUCCAUGGGAGCCGAUUAUUUCACCCUCCAACCUGGAAAUCAAGCAAUCAUUGGACAUGUACUCCGGAUUGACUACAACACAGAAGGGCUUGACAAAGCACGGUUUGUAAGGCUAGCGGUCAAAAUAGACUUAACUAAGCCCUUGGUCUCCAUGAUCAAACUUGAUGGUACAACCCAAUUUGUAGAGUAUGAAGGCCUCCCCACCAUCUGCUACCACUACAGCAGAUAUGGCCACCUUAAAGCUACCUGUCCGACCAAAAUACAGCAGCAACCACCAACUGUCAACCCCGUAAACUCCUUGGAAAAUGAAUUCGACACAGCACAGCAACCAGCACCGAACCCAGAACCUCAAGCGCGUGAAACCAACUUGCGAGAGACCCAACUCUUCGGCGCUUGGAUGAAAGCACCAUCGCGUAACAGUAAGUUCAGUCGGACUAGCAAAAAACCCGCUGCCACUAGCACCAAUCUAGGAACCGAAGUCAAUCACUUUGAGGUACUAGCCACCUCGGAGGACACUGACAAACACCAAAGUGGAAGCUCCAAUUCUGACACCCCUCUUGAGAAAACCCUUGCGGCCUGCUCUGAAAAUGACAAAAGGCAAUAUAAAAAACCAGAUGGCCCCCAAAAGUCAACAAGCACCAAGACCAAAAAACCAGAAAAGACAGUACAGCCUGCCAAACCCAACAACUCUCUCUUUGAAUCCUCGGCUUACCGCGCUAUCCACAUCCCGAAAACCCUUGACCCACACAAGCACACUGCAGUCUCUAUCCAAGACACCAGACAAGCCUCCAAUAUCACAGUCGAAAAGCCCACUGCCUCAGCUGGCCCUAUAUUACCCAAGCCCAAUUCCACAAACCCAACUGAGACAAGAAGCCUUCACCCAAAGCCACCAAACAUAAGCCCAACGAAAGGAGGGUUCAAAAUGAAAUCUAACAUCCAGAUUAAACAUCUGAAACAGAAGACCAAGGAGGACGUUGGCACAGUUGAAAACGAAAUCACACAAGCAUUAGCAGAUGCUCUCGGUGCCACCCUCCCAUCUGAUGAAGAAACAAUGUUUAUGGAAGCUACGGAAUCUGGCCUUAACUAUGAUUCUGCAUCUGAAAGAUCCGAAAAAGAACACUAA
Messenger RNA from Neltuma alba, 1293 nucleotides. RefSeq lists its product as uncharacterized. The transcript has 3 exons. The record is from RefSeq and is a predicted model, not a curated record. NCBI's taxonomy places the organism in Eukaryota, Viridiplantae, Streptophyta, Magnoliopsida, Fabales, Fabaceae. The coding region runs from base 1 to 1293 and encodes 430 amino acids.